Molecule: messenger RNA, 324 nt
Organism: Rotaria sordida
Lineage: Eukaryota; Metazoa; Rotifera; Eurotatoria; Philodinida; Philodinidae
Source: the annotation of a GenBank genome assembly
AUGAAUUAUUUUCAACAAGCCCUACAAAUACGAUUAAAAUCACUUCCAAGUGAUCAUCAUGAUUUAACUUCAAGUUAUGUCAAUCUUGGUAGAAUUAAUUCAAAAUUAAAUCAAUACCACAAAGCAUUAGAAUAUUUUCAAGUAUCUCUGACAAUCAUGUCUAUCAUAUUCAAAGAACAUGAUAAGAAUCUUGAAUUAUUAUAUUUUAAUAUUGGUUGUACUUAUUUUAUAAUCGAAAGUUAUCAAAAAGUUCUUCGAAUUCAAUUAAAAGUAAUGGAUUCAACAAAAAAAGAUAAACUAACAAUAACAUAUAAAUAUAUAUGA